Molecule: messenger RNA, 1395 nt
Organism: Dermatophagoides farinae (American house dust mite)
Lineage: Eukaryota; Metazoa; Arthropoda; Arachnida; Sarcoptiformes; Pyroglyphidae
Product: formylglycine-generating enzyme
Biological process (GO): protein oxidation
Cellular component (GO): endoplasmic reticulum
Molecular function (GO): formylglycine-generating oxidase activity
Source: RefSeq, a predicted model, not a curated record
CAUCGCACACACACAACAAACAUGAGCAAUAUAUUGCUCAUCAUUCCAUUGUCUCUAAUGAGGCUUAUCUUCAUUAUUUUUUUUUUUUUAAGACCAUUAUUUUUAUUGGUCUCAAUGAGAAUUGUCUCAAUGAUUAAUUUUAACACCAAACAACAGUGUUUUCUCCAUCAGAUUUCUUUAUUUCAACUUCGUUAUUAUUAUUACUCAAUACAACUCAUUAAAGAAUCGGCCAUCGGGAAUCUAUCCAUUGAUUGAUUGAUUGAUUGACGGAAAUCCUUCACCAUUCGAGCUAAUGGAAGCGAUUAUUGAGAGCAUACAUUUUCUAUUGUUAUGGAUAUUCUUAUUAUGGCCAAAUCCGAUCAGCAUUUAUGGCUGUAGCUGUGGUAUCAAUAAUGAUCGUUUAAAGUUUUGUCCUAGUCAAUUCGAUAGAAAUCAAGAGUCAAAAAUUAUAGAUGAUGUAGACAUUUGUCUCAGUAAUAGCGUUAGUUCUAGAUUAUCAUCAUCAUUUGAUAUCGAUCAUCAGCAAAUGAUUCUUUUACCAUCGGGUGAUUUUUUCAUGGGAACCAAUGAUCCAAUAAUAUUAGCGGAUGCUGAAUCGCCUGAAAGAUUGAUGCAUGUUAAUAGUUUUUGGUUGGAUAAAUAUGAAGUUAGCAAUGAAAAAUUUGCAAAAUUUAUACAAAUGACCAAAUUUGUGACUGAUGCUGAACGUUUUGGAACAUCAUUUGUUUUGGAUCUAAUGUGUAGUGAACAAGUUUUGGCCAAUAUUACUCAAGCCGUUGCUCAGGCACAAUGGUGGCUACCAGUCAAUGGAGCAAAUUGGCGUCAUCCGGAAGGAAUCGAUUCCGACUUGAAUGAACGAAUGAAUCAUCCAGUAGUGCAUGUAUCAUGGAAUGAUGCCAAUGAAUAUUGCCGAUGGGCUGGUAAACGUUUACCUCGUGAAAUCGAAUGGGAAUACGCCUGUCGUGGCGGUCUCAAACGUCGAUUGUUUCCUUGGGGAAACAAAGAAAACCCGAAAGGCGAACAUUAUAUGAAUAUUUGGCAUGGGAAAUUUCCAAUCGAAAAUACAGGUGAUGAUGGCUUUCGCUGGACCUGUCCAGUCGAUCAAUUUCCUGAACAAAAUAGAUUUGGCUUCAAAAAUAUAAUUGGUAAUGUUUGGGAAUGGAAUGAUGAUUGGUGGACGACGAAUCAUUCCAUUCCCAAUGGAAUAAUCACCGAAAACAAAGUGAAAAAAGGAGGAUCAUUCAUGUGUCAUCGUUCAUAUUGUUAUCGUUAUCGUUGUGCUGCCAGAAGUUUCAAUACACCAGAUACUUCAGCAAGUAAUCUUGGAUUUCGUUGUGCUGCUGAUUAUGAUGAAAAAGCAUAAAACAUUUAUCAAAACAUGGACAUGGAUUGGAC